Messenger RNA from Scutellospora calospora, 252 nucleotides. Lineage: Eukaryota; Fungi; Glomeromycota; Glomeromycetes; Diversisporales; Gigasporaceae. The record is from the annotation of a GenBank genome assembly.
AUGUCGCGUCAGACGGUUAUUGUUGACAAGAAAAAUGUGGUGCCUUUCAAGACAUCAACAAGUAUGAAAAAUAUCAAAAGUAUUAGCAAACUGAAGAGAACGCCAGUAGAUUUCCAAAUAUCAAGUGUGAAAACUGACAAAAGUUUAAGUCAGCAAACAAGAACACCAAUAAAUGUAUUACGCGACAAAACCAAUAAGACACUACUGAUUAAGACGUUCAAACUUGAUAAAGAAGGGAAUGAUACAGCAGUG